GUGGCUAUGCCGCACUUUUCAAAAAAAAAGGUGUGUGGGACAGGGACAGUGAGCGGUGUGUGUGGAGUCAGGAGUUUUUCACUGUUUGUUACCCACUAACUUACACCUUCAAUAGAGCACUUGCAGCAACGCUCCUUCCUCAACUCUCUGCAUUUAGAGUCUCUUACCCAGUCUGGUGUUUUCAAUCAGCAUCGCUCUCACAAAGUUGGAGUUUCAGCAGGUUAUCUGGUCCUUUUCUUCCCUACCUUCCCUCUUUCCCCACCCUCCUUCAGGCUUGCCGGAGCAAUGCCGCAAGCCUCGGAAGCAAAUAUCCCUCAAUGUAGAUCAUUUGGGAAGGAACCUUCUAUAACGGAGAAGGAUGAUUGCCUUCAUAUCAAACGUUCCCCUUCAUCGCCCCAAGGUGGGCCCAAGAAGAGAUCAGCUUUUGAAGAUCUCACAAAUGCCAAACAAGGUCAAGAUCCGGUUUCAAAGAAAAAAACUGGGAAGGUGGUGGGUAAGAAAAGUCAAAAAAGUGUCAUUGCACAAGAAACAUUGAAAAAUGAAGAGAAUAAUUUAAAAAGUACAGAACCUAAAGCUCCUCUGGAGCAUCAGGAUAAUGCAGCAGUACACAAGAAACCCAAGAGACUGGUACCAACUGAGGAAAAAGCAGCUGAUGUAGAUAAAUCAGUAGACCCCAAGAAAAAUCGCGCUUUAGAAACAGCAUUUAGUGUUGGUAAUUUAAUCGCGUUACAGCAAACAGACAUUUUAAAGUUGCCUGACUAUGAUGAAGUUGAUGAAGAGAAUUUGAAAGAUCCAUUCUUGAAUGCAAUCUAUGUGAAUGAUAUAUUCAACUAUAUGAAGGAGAGGGAGAAACAAUUUGUUCUAAAAGGCUAUAUGGAAAAGCAACCUGACCUGAACAUUGAGAUGAGGGGAAUUUUAGUCGACUGGAUGGUCGAGGUGCAGGAAAAUUUUGAACUGAAUCAUGAGACUCUGUAUCUAGCAGUGAAGCUAGUGGAUCAUUACCUGGCACUGACGGUGUGUAUGAGGGAAACACUGCAACUUCUGGGUUCUACUGCAAUCCUCAUUGCUGCAAAAUUUGAUGAGCGGUGUCCUCCCUGUGUGGAUGAUUUCUUGUACAUCUGUGAUGAUGCAUACCAAAGGGAGGAACUGCUCUCAAUGGAGGUUAACAUUCUCCGAACCAUGAAGUUUGAUAUCAAUAUUCCCGUGGCCUAUCGAUUCUUGAGAAGAUAUGCAAAGUGUGCUAGAGCCAACCUUGAGACAUUGACGCUUGCACGUUAUAUCUGUGAGUUGACCCUGCAGGAAUAUGAGUUUAUCUGGGAGAGUGCUUCUAAAUUAGCAGCAUCCUGCCUGCUACUAGCCCUCAAGAUGAAAGAGCUUGGAGGAUGGACUCCGACUCUGGAACAUUACACUGGAUAUCAUGUCACUGACUUGCACUCGCUGCUGAGGAGACUAAAUCUUUUGCUUUACAGUAAGCCAGAUGAAAAGCUGAAGGCUGUUCGGUACAAGUAUGCUCACAAGGUAUUCUUUGAAGUAGCAAAAAUCCCACCCAUUGACGUUCUGAAGUUAGAAGACCAGCUUAAGGUGGACACUUGAUCCGAUCAAAUCCAGACAGUCUGGGGAAGUGGUGCUGUAUCACCCAUAGUCAUAAAGCUGAUUACAUGUGUAUAUAUAUUGUGUAAAUACUUGUGUAAUAUUGCUUUACUAUACCUCUGCUAAGCAGAAGCAAUUGUGUAAUUAAUCAUAAUUGUUACUUUUAUUAUGUAACAUUCAAAUUCAAUUGAAUAACAAAAUAACUAAAGAGGUGAGAAGAGGCUGAUCUGUUCAAAACACGAAAUUCAACAAUUGUUUUUUCCCUCUUCAAUCUAAAACUUUGAAUAUGGUGUAAGUGACAAUGAGCUAUUGGCCUGUGGAAUACAUGCUACAGCUUGUUUCUUUUUAUUUGCCACAAGAAUGUUGUUAAUAAAUAACCACUGAAUAUA
Molecule: messenger RNA, 1979 nt
Organism: Chiloscyllium plagiosum (whitespotted bambooshark)
Lineage: Eukaryota; Metazoa; Chordata; Chondrichthyes; Orectolobiformes; Hemiscylliidae
Gene: ccnb3
Product: cyclin B3
Biological process (GO): mitotic cell cycle phase transition
Molecular function (GO): cyclin-dependent protein serine/threonine kinase regulator activity
Source: RefSeq, a predicted model, not a curated record